UCCAUGUUUAAUCGCUAUCGAUAGUCGUGUGUUUUUUUCUGCGCCCGCUUCUGCGAGGUCUAUUGCUUGGUGCCUUCGUGAGUCCAUCGAGCUGGGAUGUUGUGAGAAAUUUGCCGCGGUUGGCUAGACAUCGACUGCACAGUGUAGGACUCGUCAGACGCUCGCAUGUUAUCUCAUCCGAGCGAGGAUCGGGGCGGAGCUCGCAACGGGGAGGCCAUGGAGAACACCAGCCGAGAGUCGUGCGAGGGCGAGCAACCGCCGAGUACCAACGGGGAAGUGGCCAAAGAGGAAGUCGGCGACGAGCACCUUAACAGUGCAUCAGACAAAAGCAGCAAAACAAUAUGUGGCCAAGAUGCAGAAGGGGACAACGACUUAAAAGGCCUUCCUAUGUCAAAGCUUCAGGACAUCAAGAAGGCAAUGGAAAUGCUUAACUUGAAUGUGCUGCAUGAUGGGCCCGCAAAGACACCCGAAGAAGCUCUGCACAAGCACUACCAGUUCUGGAGUACCCAGCCUGUGCCCAGGAUAGAUGAAAAGUUAAGUGCCACCGAUGUCAAUGAGCCAAUUGAGUGCAGCAAACCACUUGAAGAAAUCCGAGAUCAGCCGUACUCCUUGCCACCCGACUUCACCUGGGACACUCUGGACAUCAACAACCCAACCAUACUCAAAGAACUGUAUCAGCUACUGAACGAGAACUAUGUAGAAGACGACGACAACAUGUUCCGCUUUGACUAUGCCCCUGAAUUUCUCAAAUGGGCCUUACAGCCCCCCGGCUGGACUGCUGAUUGGCAUUGUGGUGUGCGUGUUGUCAAGAGCAACAAGCUUGUGGGUUUCAUCAGUGCUGUGCCAGCCACAAUACGCAUCUACAACCAUAAACAGCGCAUGGCUGAGGUGAACUUCCUGUGUGUGCACAAAAAGCUGCGUUCCAAGCGGGUGGCACCUGUCCUGAUCCGGGAGAUCACCAGGCGUGUCAACCGUCGCGGCAUCUUCCAGGCUGUCUACACAGCUGGUGUUGUUCUGCCGAAACCCAUUGGAACUUGCAGGUACUGGCAUCGAUCACUCAACCCGCGCAAGCUAAUAGACGUCCGUUUCUCUCACUUGAGCCGCAACAUGACAAUGCAGCGUACACUGAAGCUCUACCGGCUGCCUGAAAAGCCAAAGACGCCAGGAUUUAGACAAUUCCGAAAGUCGGACACGGCACAAGCACAUGCUUUGCUGGAAAACUACCUGGAGAAGUUCGACCUUGCCCCUGUGUUCACCAAGGAGGAAUUCAGGCACUGGUUCCUGCCACGUCCUGACAUAGUGGACAGCUAUGUUGUAGAGGGGGAGAACCAGACGCUAACGGACUUUGUGAGUUUCUACUCUCUACCAUCCACGGUGAUGCACCAUGCUGUACAUAAGGUGCUGCGGGCAGCCUAUGCUUUCUACAGUGUAGCCACCUCUGUUCCCCUGGUGGACCUCAUGCAGGAUGCCCUAGUCAUCACCAAGAAUAAUGGCUAUGAUGUUUUCAAUGCCCUGGACUUAAUGGACAACAAGGAGUUCCUGGAGAAGCUAAAGUUUGGCAUUGGAGAUGGGAACCUGCAGUACUACCUGUACAACUGGAGGUGCCCUGAGAUGGCUCCCAACAAGAUCGGGCUUGUUCUGCAAUGACCAUGUGGAGGCUAGCGCCGAGGGCACGGCAAAUGCAAAUACCCAUGCGCAUACACUGACUGCUGUGAUAGCCACGCCAUGUCUUGUUGCAACUGUCUCAUUUGGCCAACACCUGACUCAGUUGCCUUAUCACAGCCUGCACUUCCUCCCCUUUGGAAUUGAGUUGAGGGGACUGCAUCUGGAAGUGACACCGAAGGGAAGAUGGUUGCCUGCACAUGCCAAGCUCUCAAGCGAACAUCCCCUUGCUUUCUUUAUGCACUUUGUUUAGUCACCCAUAGUGAAAUGGCUUGUGUGAAUUAUUUCCCUCUGCUCUUAUGACUCGUUGGUGCUUUUCUCUUCUGCACUUACUCAUACACUCAGUGAGGUUUGGACCACAUCAUUUUGUUCUGUUUCAGCUGCUUUGGAAAGAUGCAAUCGUCCAUGUUGUGAACGACUACGACCAUGAUUCUUUGUGGUGGUGCCACCUGCGAGAACAGUGAAGGACACUGGUGGCUCCAGCAGCAUGCUCUGUUGUAAUGCCUCCCUGAUGUCAGGUGUUGUCUGUGGGACAUUCACGAAUGUUACCUAUGGUGACAUUGGCUCUGAGCCCUUGUGGCUCAGUGUUUUACAGAUGUGAGCCUCGAACAAGAGUUCAGAAAGGGCCGCUCUCUUGUGCUCUGUGAAACUUCCACUCUCGUCUUGCAAUAGUGGUCACUGCUUUCACUGCAAUCCUCAUUUGAUGAGCAGGUCAUGUAAGACGACCCAUGUCCUAAUGGCAGGCUGCACAUUCUUUUUGUAACACUUUUUUUAAAUGAAAUCUGGUUGCAUGGCAGUAAAUAAAUCCCUCUUCUUAGUCUACAUUAAAUUGCAGUCACUGCAAAACAUUGCUUUUUGAAAUUUUCUCAAGGGCACCAGUCUGUGUUUGAGGCAAUUUGAUGUUUUGUUUUUGCAUCCCAGAUGUCCCCACAGCCAGUCCUUUGUGAUGUCACAUUCUGAGUUUUUUUUUUUAUGGGUUGUACAUUUGUUAAAGGUAAGCAUGUGCCGAUGAAGUUAUCACUUGUUAGUUUAGAAGGCACUGUGUUACUGUCACCAUGUUUUCUUGCUCGUCUGAGUGAUAGCACCCAGUGCAUAAAUGUGCUACUAUUUGGUUGUCCAUGGAAGCACAGUCUAAGACAUUGUACGGGGCCGAGAAAGUGAAGAAAGCUUUUUAUCUUGAAGAGCACUUGUCGCAUCUUCCACCUAUAGGUGCUUGCAACAAUCUAUACACAACUUUGGUACUGACUGCAACACCUAAUUGGAGGCGACAGCUAAGCAGAUAUCAAUAAAACCACCUGUGAACUUGCAA
Messenger RNA from Rhipicephalus sanguineus (brown dog tick), 2971 nucleotides. RefSeq names its product glycylpeptide N-tetradecanoyltransferase 2 (gene Nmt). The coding region runs from base 166 to 1647 and encodes 493 amino acids. Gene Ontology annotation, molecular function: glycylpeptide N-tetradecanoyltransferase activity. Gene Ontology annotation, biological process: N-terminal peptidyl-glycine N-myristoylation. Gene Ontology annotation, cellular component: cytoplasm. The transcript has 13 exons. The record is from RefSeq and is a predicted model, not a curated record. NCBI's taxonomy places the organism in Eukaryota, Metazoa, Arthropoda, Arachnida, Ixodida, Ixodidae.